UAGGCUGGAGUCCACAAUUUGCACAUCGGUCCUCCCGGAGUCACUGAAAUUAUUUCUACAUCUAUUCCAAACUGGACUAAAACAGCACAAUGAACAACUGCGCAUUUCUACUGAUCCUGGCCGUUCAAAUCUACGCCGAAGGCAUAGAGGGACCAACAGCAGCAGGCUGCACCUUUGACGAGGAUUCUGAGCCCAGUCUGUGUGACUUCACCCAAGGGGAGGAGGAUGACUUUGACUGGCAGCUUUUCAGGACACACAACUCACCCUACGCCUCUGACCUCCUGUGUGGUUCAUAUAUGCUGGUGAACUCUUCCCAGCAUGCUGCAGGGCAUCGCGCCCAGCUCCUGCUGCAGACGCUGAGUGAAAACGACACACACUGCGUCCAGUUCAGCUACUUCCUGUACAGCCGCGAUGGCCACAGUCCAGGGGCACUGCGGGCGUACGUUCGGGUCAACGGCGGCCCGCUGGGUAGCCCAGUAUGGAACACGUCGGGGUCCCACGGACGACAGUGGCACCAAGUGGAGCUGGCUGUCAGCACCUUCUGGCCCAAUGAGUACCAGGUCCUGAUCGAAGCGACUGUUUCCAGGGAGCGGCGAGGCUACAUCGUCAUUGAUGACAUCAUGCUCCUGACCUAUCCCUGUUAUAAGGCGCCCCACUUCUCCCGGCUGGGGGAUGAGGAGGUCAACGCUGGGCAGAAUGCCACCUUCCAGUGUGUGGCAUCGGGCCGGGCAUCGGAAGCUGAGAAGUUCCUACUGGAGAGGCACAGUGGGGACGUGACAUCUACAGCCUUGGUCAAGCACCUGAGUCACCGGCGCUUUGUGGCGUCAUUACAGGUGGACAGUGUGCAGUGCAACAACCAGGACCUGUACCGAUGUGUCACCCAGUCCUCCAGGGGCUCUGGGGUCUCCAACUUCGCUGAACUCAUCGUCAAAGUUCCCCCCUCCCCUAUCGCGCCCCCACAGCUGCUGCGAGCGGGCUCCACAUAUCUGAUCAUCCAGCUCAACACCAACUCCAUCCUGGGAGAUGGCCCUAUUAUCAGGAAGGAGAUUGAAUACCGGGCCAGCCAAUCACCUUGGUCCGAGGUCCAUGGGGUCAACAUGGUCACCUACAAGCUGUGGCACCUGGACCCAGACACGGAGUAUCACAUUAGUGUGUUGCUGACCCGGCCCGGAGAGGGCGGCACCGGACCACCUGGACCACCCCUCGUCAGCAGGACUAAGUGUGCAGAACCCACACGGGCCUUGCGAAGUCUCACAGCCUCAGAGAUCCAGUCCAGGCAGCUGACCCUGCAGUGGGAGACACUGGCCUACAACUUGACCCGCUGCCACACCUACUCUGUGUCCCUGUGCUACCGCUAUGCCACCGCAGGGGGCGGCGGUGGGCACAACACUACUGUGCGUGAGUGCCUGGCGGUUGAGCACAAUGCCUCACGCUUCACCCUGCGCGACCUGCCAGCCUACCACUCCAUCCAGGUCCGUUUGGCGCUAGCCAACCCUGAGGGCAAGAAGGAGGGUCGGGAAGUCACCUUCCAGACUGAAGAGGACAUUCCCGGUGGCAUCACCCCUGAAUCGCUGACCUUCACCCCCCUGGAAGACAYGAUCUUCCUCAAGUGGGAGGAGCCAGUGGAACCCAAUGGUCUCAUCACCCAGUACGAGAUCAGCUAUCAGAGCAUUGAGUCGUCUGACCCAGGCAUCAAUGUGCCAGGACCUAGGAGAACAGUGUCGAAGCUGAGGAAUGAGACCUAUCACAUGUUCUCCAACCUUCACCCUGGCACCACAUAUCUGAUUUCUGUCCGUGCCCGCACAACCAAGGGCUUCGGCCAGACCGCCCUAACUGAGAUCACCACCAACAUUUCUGCUCCAAUGUUUGACUAUGGAGACAUGCUGUCCCCUCUGAGUGAAACUGAGAGCACGAUCACUGUGUUGCUUCGCCCCGCCCUGGGCAGGGGAGCACCCGUCAGUACGUACCAGGUUGUGGUAGAGGAGGAGAGUGGCAGGAAGGUGAAGAGGGAACUGGAGGUUCAGGACUGUUACCCUCUGCCCAUGUCCCAUGGGGAGGCCCAGGCCAGAGGGACCCCCCACUACUACACGGCCGAGCUGCUUCCCAGCAGCCUGCCUGAAGCCAGCCCCUUCACCGUGGGGGACAACCACACCUACAAUAGCUACUGGAACACCCCGCUGGACCCCCGUAAGAGCUACCUCGUCUACUUCCAGGCCAUGAGCAACUUCAGAGGGGAAAGCAGAAUAAACUGCAUCCGAAUAGGCCGCAAAGCGGCCUGUAAGGACCACCGGCGGGCUCUGGAGGUGUCCCAACACUCAGAGGAGAUGGGGCUGAUCCUGGGGGUGUGUGCUGGGGGCCUGGUGGUGCUCAUCCUGCUCCUGGGGGCCAUCAUCAUCAUCAUCAGGAAGGGGAAGCCAGUGAACAUCAAUAAGACACCCAUAACGUACCGUCAGGAGAAGAGUAACAUGGGUUCGAUGGAGCGCAGUUUCACUGACCAGAGUACCCUGCAGGAGGAUGAGCGUGUGGCCCUCUCUGCAGCACGCAUGGCACACACCUGCAGCAUGCGCGGUGAGCAGUGUAGCUCAGUGAACGAGUCCAGUAGUCUUCUGGGGGGUUCGCCGCGACGCCAGUGUGUUCGUAAGGGCUCACCCUACCACACCGGUCAGCUCCACCCUGCUGUGCGCGUGGCUGACCUUCUCCAGCACAUCAACCAGAUGAAAACUGCAGAGGGGUACGGCUUCAAACAGGAGUACGAGAGCUUCUUUGAUGGCUGGGACUGCACCAAAAAUAAGGACAAAACUAAAGGGAGGCAUGACACGUUGAUGGGAUACAACCGCCACAGAGUCAAGCUCCACCCACUCCUGGGAGACCCCAACUCCGACUACAUCAAUGCCAACUACAUAGACAUUCGGAUUAACAGGGAAGGCUACCAUCGAUCCAACCACUUCAUAGCCACUCAGGGGCCCAAACAGGAGACAGUGUAUGACUUCUGGAGGAUGGUGUGGCAGGAGAACUGCUUCAGCAUCGUCAUGAUCACUAAACUGGUAGAGAUAGGCAGGGUGAAAUGCUGUAAAUACUGGCCUGAUGUCAGUGAGAUGUAUGGAGACAUCAAGAUUACACUGCUGAAGCUGGAAACACUUUCAGAGUACACAGUUCGUACUUUUGCCUUGGAGAGGAUGGGCUACUCAGCUAAACACGAGGUGCGUCAGUUCCACUUCACGUCCUGGCCGGAGCAUGGGGUUCCCUACCACGCCACAGGCCUGCUGGCCUUCAUACGGCGGGUCAAAGCAUCCACGUCACCCGAUGCUGGACCUGUGGUCGUCCACUGCAGUGUGGGGGCGGGCCGCACAGGCUGCUACAUCGUGCUGGACGUCAUGCUGGACAUGGCCGAGUGUGAGGGUGUGGUGGACAUCUACAACUGUGUCAAAACCCUCUGCUCACGACGCAUUAACAUGAUCCAGACAGAGGAGCAGUACAUAUUUAUCCAUGAUGCCAUCCUGGAGGCUGUCUGUGUGGAAACGGCAAUCUUGGUGCAUGAGUUUGCACUCAUCUACAAAGACAUGCUGCGGUUGGACCUCUCAGAGCAACUCUCCCAGCUCGAGAUGAGUUCCAG
Molecule: messenger RNA, 3613 nt
Organism: Salvelinus sp. IW2-2015
Lineage: Eukaryota; Metazoa; Chordata; Actinopteri; Salmoniformes; Salmonidae
Product: receptor-type tyrosine-protein phosphatase U-like
Biological process (GO): protein dephosphorylation
Cellular component (GO): membrane
Molecular function (GO): protein binding; protein tyrosine phosphatase activity
Source: RefSeq, a predicted model, not a curated record